Molecule: messenger RNA, 1788 nt
Organism: Penicillium lagena
Lineage: Eukaryota; Fungi; Ascomycota; Eurotiomycetes; Eurotiales; Aspergillaceae
Exons: 2
Coding region: 1-1788 (595 amino acids)
Source: RefSeq, a predicted model, not a curated record
AUGACCUGGGAUCGCGUCAUCCAGGACUCGGACGAUGAGGACGAGGGUAUCGUGGAGGACGACAUUCCGGCCUCCGUUGAUCUACCCCGAGGAGCGCAACCGUCCCCAUUCUCGCAACAGUACCAGCUCGACCAACCCUCUGUCCCACAGUAUCACGCUUCAGAUACGCAUCAGUCCACUCGAAAUGUAAUCACUGGCCCUGAUCUGGGCGUAAACUUCGAUAAUUUCCUGCAAUCCCAGGAAACGGUGCGGCAGUCCGCAUCGCAGCAGCGUCGCGAAGAGAGAUGGAUUCCGUCAACCAGUGAAGGUGAGGGUGGAGGAUCAAUUGGUGCCAUGAUGACAGAAAUCGGGCUCGCUCAGCAAAGGCUUCUUGACGACGACACUUCCAGCGCGGGUCAGCAUCUACCCUCCACCGCCACGCUUCACUCUAUGGGACUCACUCAAGCCGAAUCGCUCCCUACUGUGCUAAUUGACCUGUCCGACCGGCUGGGCGAAGAGGAAAGUGGUAGUUUCGUCUAUACUCGACCUCUAAACGACAUCAUGCACAGCGACACCCAAAAUCUACAACCCACCAGCGGAACCGCUUAUGACUACAUGUCCCCCGCGACCUCGAACUACAUUAGCUCGUCCGCCAAGGAGCCGGCUCAUCAAUUGAGCGAAGAUCUGAACUCUGCGGUAAACGCCAGCGCACAGUCGCGUCCUUCGCAGAAGAGUUCGCAUCGCUCGAAGUCUCUGCAGACGAUGUCAUACUCUCCCCAUGACACAGAACCACUGUCAUCGAAUGUGUCUCCGCGGAUCAGCAGAACCAAGAGUGACACUUUCGGCGCUGGUCUGGUUUCGCCGCAGAAGUCUCAGCACGAUGAACUUUCACUGCCUGCGGUUAGGGUCGAGGUCCCGGUUUCGAAAAAGACGCGUGGGCGGCGUUCAAAGAAACAGGCCGUGCCUGAGGAUGACGAGGAUGAUGAGCUGGCGAACUCGCGGGACCAUGAGUUUGCGGCUCAUGUUCCUGUUGAGAAUGAUACAGUCGCUUUAUCAGAAAGCAAGAGCGUGCAAUCCUUGGACGGUAUCUCAAAAUCGUCUGAGGCGGUGUCGGACAAGGGUGUCGUUCUGAACUCUUCGAAGCCCACCAAAGGGACGAAGAAAAAGAAGGUAAAGAGAGGGAAAACGACCUCGGAGGUGGUGACGAAGACCUACAAUCCCGAUGUCGAAGAAGACGUGUUAUGGGUUGAGUCACGGCCAGUGCAUCUGGAAGGUAUCGACCGGAAGCCUUUCGCCCAAAAUUCCCCAGCCAGCGGAGAGGAGUUCACCACAGAAGCCCAGGAAAAGCCGGUUCCGAAGAAACGAGGUCGAAAGCGCAAGAAGACUUCCGAAGAAUCCACAAGCGAGCCCGUGCAGCAGAUCAACGCCGGAAGUACUGAGUCCAACGCAGAGCAAGCAUCACUUGACAAUGCCAGCCUCGUGGUCGAGGCUACUACUACAUCGCAGUUCGUGUCAGAAGCAGCCAGUCUGGAGACCUCGGAACAACCCGACGCACCCCCCACUCCUAGACACCUAGACGAGCCUCUCCCACCAACGGAGGAGAAGGAAGCACCUCAAACCCCCAAGAAACCACAACCCACGGACACAGAGACACCCCAAGAUUCUACCAACGAGACAGUGUCGAUGAUGUGUUCCAGCAGGGGACCAAAGCAGCACAGUCCCAUUGCAUCGACGAGCAAAGUCCCUUUCCGGGUGGGCUUGAGUCGUCGGGCGAGGAUUGCGCCGUUGCUGAAGAUUGUUCGGAAGUAG